This is a messenger RNA of Branchiostoma belcheri (Belcher's lancelet), 852 nucleotides long. RefSeq lists its product as uncharacterized. Lineage: Eukaryota; Metazoa; Chordata; Leptocardii; Amphioxiformes; Branchiostomatidae. Bases 426 to 830 code for a protein of 134 amino acids. The transcript has 4 exons. The record is from RefSeq and is a predicted model, not a curated record.
UGAGGCCAAAAAUGAACUAUCCGACAGCUAAAAAGUAAUUAUCAGAUAUGAUAGCGAUGACACUCUAUUUUACUGACGUACAAUAGAUUCUCCGUCACAUACAAGUAUUUUUCCGCUAUAUUCAAUCGAAAAUUGACUUUUUCCGACGCCCGCGCUGGGUUCCGGAGGGGUGCUGGCACUCAAUUGCACAGCGUACUCCGCCCACUGCGUCGUCCACGCCGCAUCCGCUCCGCGCCGCGCGGGCCAGCUGGGGACUUGGCGGGAGAUCUAUAAUCCCGCAGCCAAUCAGAGUACGUCUUGCUUACGUCAUGCAUACAUUUCCUUGCUGGCCUGUCUUUUGCCGAAAGUUUUGACAGCGGUGAGCCGAUUGUUUUGACAGCAGAUAUCCUAGUUUCGACGCUUUUGUUUUACCAUCGAGCUCCAAAAUGCCAAAGGCCAAAGCACAGAGGAAACCGGCGGCCGUGCCGCGAACCCCGACGCCCGAGGAGAGGGCCAAGGAGCUGGCCGCUGUGGAGAGGCUGCGCCAGCUCGGAACCAGCAAGGGCUACAACAGAAUGAGUGAAAGAGUGGCGUCCGCAUUUAUCCAGUAUCGGAAGGGCGGGGUAACAAACAAGGAGCGGCGUAACCUCGCGUACCACUCGCUCAGCGGCCUGCUGACUUUUGGACUCCACCGUGCUCCCCCGGGCACAUAUUACAUCUACAGCCAGGAGGUCCGGGGGGCCGUGCGUGAUUGCUACCCAGGUGGGGAGGAGAGCACCGGGCCGAUCAACUCCAACAACCGGCCCACCAAGAACAUUGACGCCGACGACCUCUUCGAGGACAAGGCGUGAGGGCGCCAGGCCGAGUGCGACC